Messenger RNA from Helobdella robusta, 1399 nucleotides. RefSeq lists its product as hypothetical. The coding region runs from base 1 to 465 and encodes 154 amino acids. The record is from RefSeq and is a predicted model, not a curated record. NCBI's taxonomy places the organism in Eukaryota, Metazoa, Annelida, Clitellata, Rhynchobdellida, Glossiphoniidae. The transcript has 4 exons.
AUGGCUGCCUCUCGAAGACUAACUAAGGAGCUGCAAGACAUUAGGAAUCUGAAUUUGAAGGUUUUUCGUGAUAUUCACGUAGACGAAUCGAACAUCCUCGUCUGGUCUGGACUAGUGGUUCCUGAAAAUGUCCCAUACAACAAAGGAGCAUUUCGCGUCAGAAUAGAUUUUCCAGCUGAGUACCCAUUCAAACCACCGAAGAUAACCUUCCAGACAAAAAUUUACCAUCCAAACAUUGAUGAGAAGGGCCAAGUAUGUCUGCCAAUCAUCUCCUCUGAGAAUUGGAAACCGGCCACUCGCACUGAUCAGGUAAUUCAAGCCCUAACUGCCCUCGUGAACGAGCCCGAACCGGAACAUCCUCUGAGGGCAGACCUGGCCGAGGAGUACACCAAAGAUAAGAAAAAAUUUCUUAAAAAUGCUGAAGAACAUACGAAGAAAUAUGCAGAGAGGAGGCCAUCUGAUUGAAUUCAAUUUAAGGAAAUAGCUGUUUAUUUUGUUAUUCAAUUAUAUUUUUUUUAAUUAUGUUUCAUUAUAUUAUUUCAUUAUAUUUAUUCAGAAUUUUUUAUAUUAUUAAUAUUAAAUUGGACUAGUUUUUUACAUUUUCAAAUGUUUCGUAACGGGUUUUUUUUUUGCAUAUUACCAUAUCCAAUGUUUUUGGUAGUAAGCCUGACUUUAUUAUUAUUAAUAUAAUUAUUAAUUAUUAUUAUAAUUAUUAUUAUUAUUACUGCUUAGGCAAUAAUAAUACUAUUUUUAUUAAUAAUAAUAUUAGUAUUUUACUUGUGAUUGCCUACUGAUUUAACUUGGCUAUCAAUUUGGCAUUUGAUGCAAAUUUUUAUUAUUAUUAUUUAUAAUAAUAAUAAUAAUUGUUGUUAUUAUUAUUGACGUUUUUGAUAUUUUAAUAAUUAUAAUUAAUAUUAUUAAUUGUAAUAAAUAUUGUGGUCCCUUUUUUUGAGAGCCCUGUUGAGAAUGAAAGUCUUGGACAUUGUCUUGCUACUGUUCCAAGUUUUAUAUAUAUAAAUAUUAUUACUUGGUCGAUUUUCAGAUUAUUAUUAUUAAAAUAAUUAGUUAUAAUUAGUUAUUAUUUUUAUUAUUAAGCGUGCUUCGAUUCAUGUGAAAGGGUCGAAAUUUGUUUCAUGUGUUUUGCAUACUAUCUAUUGCGGUUUGUGACGGUUUUGAUUUAUGAAGUAUAUUUUUUUAUUAUUAUGGCCGUUGUUAUAAACAUUAUUAUUAUUAUUAUUUUGUUUAGAUUUCAGAAGUGUGAAUGCUUCUUAUACAGAAAGUUUCAAGCAGAAAGAUGUUUUUCCCUCUAUGCUCUUUCCAUCUUUACUGAUUUAGUUCUAAUCAAAAAAUAUCCAAUGAUGAAAAGCUGAAGUGUAAUAGAAAAUAUACUGGAACGAUC